AUGGCAUUGUUUACAUGCAAAUAUUUUUAUUUUAUCGUGGCUCUCUUUGCAAUCUCAUUGAAACUAUGUUAUUGCCAUAAUAAAACCCACUGGAACGCCGCCGGCAUAACUUGGUAUGGUGAACGAGAAGGUUUUGGUAGUUCAGGAGGAGCUUGUGGAUACGGUGAUGCAGUUGCAAAACCGCCAUACGACUGCAUGAUUUCAGCUGGAGGACCUUCAAUUUACCAAGAUGGCAAGGGUUGUGGGACAUGUUAUGAGGUCGUAUGCGACCAUCCAUUUUGCACGAAAAGGCCGGUCAAGGUGAUGAUAUCGGAUGAGUGUCCUGGCUGCACGAAGUCGGCGGUCCAUUUUGAUCUUAGCGGCAAGGCCUUUGGUGCAUUGGCCAACCCUGGCCAAGGCGAUCAAUUACGUAACCUUGGAGAAUUACAGGUUAAGUACAAGCGUGUACUUUGCGAACACCCUAAUAGUAAAAUAGCUAUUCAUAUUGACCCUGGAGCAAAUCCAUACUACAUGUCGUUCGCGGUUAAAUUUGUAAACGGUGAUGGAAACUUUGAAUGUGUGGAGAUCCUACCGGCCGGCGAGAAGACAUACAUUAAAAUGGAGGCGAUGAGAUCCGCUGUUUGGAAACUUAACGCUGGUCGUGCAUUGAAAGGUCCUUUCGACGUCCGGCUUACCUCCGCUGUGACCAAAACAGUAUUAGUUGCUAAAUGUGUUAUCCCGGAAAAAUGGAAUCCCGGUACUAUUUACCAUUCUCUUGUUAACUUCGCCGUGCCCAAGUUCGUUCACAAGAAACCCAUUCACCCUAAACCCAUCCACCACAAACCUAUUCACCACCCUAAACCCAUUCACCACCCUAAACCCAUCCACCACAAACCCAUUCACCCUAAACCCAUCCACCACAAACCCAUUCACCACCCUAAACCCAUUCACCACAAACCCAUUCACCACCAUAAACCGAUCCACCACAAACCCAUUCACCACCGUAAACCCAUUCACCACAAACCAAUCAACCGUAAACCCAUUCACCACAAGCCAUGCCACCAUAAACCCCCUCACAAGAUGCACAAAUGA
Molecule: messenger RNA, 1071 nt
Organism: Eruca vesicaria subsp. sativa (arugula)
Lineage: Eukaryota; Viridiplantae; Streptophyta; Magnoliopsida; Brassicales; Brassicaceae
Source: the annotation of a GenBank genome assembly